This is a messenger RNA of Microthlaspi erraticum, 802 nucleotides long. NCBI's taxonomy places the organism in Eukaryota, Viridiplantae, Streptophyta, Magnoliopsida, Brassicales, Brassicaceae. The record is from the annotation of a GenBank genome assembly.
AUGGCCAGCCCUAAGACAGUGAGUGAAGUCAGAAGCUUCCAUGGCCUAGCUGGGUUCUAUAGGCGGUUUGUCCGUGAUUUUAGUACCUUGGCCGCACCUCUGACUGAAGUCAUCAAGAAAGAAGUUGGAUUCAAGUGGGAGAAAGCACAGGAGGAUGCUUUCCAAGCUCUCAAGGAUCGCUUGACUAAUGCCCCUGUUCUUAUUUUACCUGACUUCUUGAAAACUUUUGAGAUUGAAUGUGAUGCUUCAGGUAUUGGCAUUGGAGCUGUCUUGAUGCAGGACAAGAAGCCAAUUGCUUUCUUUAGUGAAAAGCUUGGAGGAGCCACUCUCAACUAUCCAACCUAUGACAAGGAACUCUAUGCCUUGGUCCGCGCCUGCAAACUUGGCAACACUUACCUCUGGCCAAAGGAGUUUGUCAUCCACACAGACCAUGAAUCUCUCAAACAUCUCAAGGGCCAACAAAAGCUCAACAAAAGGCAUGCCAGGUGGGUUGAAUUCAUUGAGACAUUCCCAUAUGUCAUCAAGUACAAAAAAGGUAAGGACAAUGUUGUAGCCGACGCAUUGUCCAGGAGGUACACUCUUCUCUCAACUCUUGAUGCUAAACUCUUGGGCUUUGAACAGAUAAAAGACUUGUAUGAUUCUGAUUCUGAUUUUGCUGAGAUUUACAAGUCUUGUUCUAAAUUUGCUUUUGGCCGAUAUUUAGACAAGAUGGGUUUCUCUUCUAUGAGAACCGUCCUUUGUGUGCCUAAUUGUUCUUUGAGGGAUUGUUUGUCAGGGAAGGCACAUGGAGGAGGCUUGAUGG